ACGGCCACGAGCAGCAACCGCCGCAAUCAUCGCCGUCUCCUUCCCCUGGUCAAGCCCAGGCGCAGUAUUCCGCGCAACAAGCGUACGCCUCUCCGCAGCAAGCGUACGGCGCACCCCAGCAAUUCACCUCCCCGCAGCAACCGUACGCGUCCCCUCAUCAACCAUUCAACACGCCGGUCACCGCGUCGCAUGCAGUCGGCCCGGUUUCUGGAAACAACGGGAUCGGUGGAUCGCCCUUGACUACCGCCAUGGCUCCCCCCAGCGCUCCGUCAGUCGCGCUGGAGCUAACGCAUGGCGGCUCCAAACCUGUCUCCGCUGCCUCUACCCCUGUCCGCGCGCAUUUUGCCGACGCGUCUCAAUCUACCCCUGUCCGCGCGCACCAACCGCACUCCCCCUCCCCCGCCUCCGCUGCUGCGCACGCGUCUGCGGUCACGGUUGUGCAGGCAUCUCCGCUUACUGUUGCGCCCAGUCCCUCCCCAUCUCCCGCUACGGGUACUCCCGGAGCCGUCGCAGCGUCGCCAGGCGGAGUAGGUGCGUCGCCGGGUGGAGUAGGACCGUCGCCAGGAGGAGUCGCAGCGUCGCCAGGGGUCGCAGGGUCAAUGCACGACCCGCCGUGCGCGGCGUGCAAGUCGCUGCGGCGGAAGUGCACGCGCGAGUGCAUCUUCCUGCCCUACUUUCCCCGUGACGAUCCUGAGAAGUUUGCGCGCGUGCACAAGGUGUUCGGAGCCAGUAACGUGUCCAAGAUGCUGCAGGAACUGCCCCUACACCAGAGGGAGGAUGCAGUGGCGAGUCUAGAGUAUGAGGCACAGGCCCGGGUGCAGGAUCCAGUCUAUGGCUGCGUUGGCAUUCUCUGCGUGCUCCAGGUACAUUCCACCUCUCCGCGUCUCCCGGCUGUUCCGUUUGUCUUCGACCAGAAAGGAAACGUUGACGAGAAGCAGAUAGGAAAGCUCGCGGAUUACGCGGCGGGAAACCCGGACCGCAUUCCGAAGAUCGUGGCGAAGCUGGAGGAGCGAGCCAUUCGAGAGCUGCGCGCCGAGCGGUUCAACUCGCUACCCGCCGUGGCUCGGUCGUACUCGAAACUGCUCUCCUCGUGUCAGAGCUCCCUCGCGCUGCUGGCGUGGAGCGUGCUGAGCGUGGUGCAGAAGCUGCUGCAGAGCAAGCGAGUGGACGUGCGCGUGCUGGGCUGCGACCUGCUCGCGGAUUUCGUGGACUGCCAGUCGGACGCCGCGUACGCCGCGCCCAUUCAGAAGCUGUGCCCCACGCUCGUCGCCAUGGCGCACGAGGCCGGCUCGCAGGAAGACUCCCGGGCCGCCAGGUCGUCCGCGUUAAGAGCUAUCGCCGCUGUGGUUAGUACACUGGCAGACCGCCAUUCCUCCAACCCCACAAGCUGCACGCAGCAGCAUAUGCAGCUGCUGGCGGCCGUGCUGGACAACUACAAGCCGCACGCAGCAGGCGCCGGGGACGAGGGGGCAGCAGCAGCGGAGAAGGUGCGGGAGAGGACGCACGAGGCUCUCAAGAAGCUGACUCUUCAGCAGCAGCAACAACAGCAAGGGGGUGGUGGCAAGGAGAAAGAGGGGCUGCAUCAGGAGAGGAAGCUGGUCACUCCACUGCCCUCCAAGUCAGAGCUACAGCACCCAGAAGUGGCAGCGUUGGUGGCGGUAUGGGCUCUCGCGCACAUGUUUGCAGCCGCGGUGCCUCUCUCCUCACAGCAGGUGCUGGCGCAUCUGCUGCUCUACCUCUCCAACGGCUCCCACUGGGCCGACUUCGAGGCGCCUCAAAACCACUGGGAGCUACAGCACCCAGAAGUAGCGGCGCUGGUGGCGGUGUGGGCGCUGGCGCACAUGUUUGCAGCCGCGGUGUCCCUCUCCUCGCAGCAGGUGCUGGCGCAUCUGCUGCUCUACCUCUCCAACGGUUCCCACUGGGCCGCGCCUGCUAGCCAAGGCGACGCAGCAGCAGCAGCAGCAGCGGGGGCAGGGGCGGAGGCGGGGGCGGCAGGCAGGGGAGGGGUUGCAGGGCAGAUGUUAGAGGAUAUCUGUCUGGCUCUCCGGUUCCUGGCCACUCGCUCUCCUUCGCCCACCAAGGAGGAGCGGCGGCUCCUUCUGGCGCUGCUAGCAGCAGUGAUCCGCCACGCGGACUCCUCCCCCGCCCUGCGCUCCCCCCGCAUGCGCCACGACGCCCUUGCUGUCGCGGGGGGGCUGCAGAUGGCGCACCUGCUGCUGGCGGACGGGGGGAAGUGGGCGGACGGGGGGAAGGAAACCGGGGGACAGGGCGCAGGGGGAGGGCCUGGGAUUGGGGAGGAGAAAAGGGAGAUUAGCGCAGGGGGAGCGGGAGGGGCGGUGAGCAUGAGAGGAGGGCCGGAGGCAGCGAGUGAGGUGCAGGCUGUGGGCGACUUAUUGCGGAUACUGAAGCGCAGUAUAGUGGAGGAGAAACAGGGGGGCGGCAUGGACGAUAAUAUCAUAGGGGAGGGGCAGGUGGGGGGUGGCGUGUCGUUCAGACGGAGACAAGGCGAGCAGCCUGCUCUGCAGGAGCAGGCGCUGAAGCUGCUGGUGCUCGUGACAUUGUUGCAUGCGGGCAGUCCAAAGGACCGAGCAGCGCUGCUGCUGGACGACACGGCAGUGUUCCUCGAGUCCCUGCCGUCCGACCCCUGGGGCUCCUGGGCCACACUCGUUGCUGCAGAGGCUGCUGCCGCCGUUGUCGUGCUGCCCGUGGCUGUGGCCGUGGAGAGAAACGAGGGGGAGGAGGGGGGGGAAGGGGAUGAGGGGGAGGAGGGGAACAGGAAGGGGUCUGGAACCUUGGGAAGCUUCCCGGAUGCUGCGCUCCUCAGCAUCCUCCGUGCCUUCCUGCACCCGCACUCCGAGACAAGAGACGCUGCCCACCACCUGCUGCAGCUGCUUCUCCGGGGCCCUGCAGCCUUCCCACCAAAUGACAGGGACUGCUACGGCCUCGUUAUUGCAGCCAGUGCUGUCACCACCAGUGCUUCUGCUGCUCAUCCACUGGCCUCCAUAGAGGACAUUAAACGGCCCCCUCUGUCCCCCUCGCCGUCCCAACUCCCUCUGCUACUAUCCGCGCUCUGGCUGCAAGCAGCCAUGCCCUCCACCGCCCCCAAGUCCCUCUGUGCCCUCUCCUCCACCUUCCACGCCCUCCUGCCCUGCCUCUCCGCCCCACCUCCCCCUCCCUCUUCCCCCGCCUCCCCCUCCUCGCAAUCCCUGUCCUCCUCGCUCCUCCAGUCCUUCCAGCUCGCUCUCUCCCUCCGCCGAAAGGCCCUCUCUCUGCCUUCCGUUGCAGCACAAGGGGCAGAUGGGGGAGGGGGAGGGGGUGCAGGGGCGGAAGUAGAAGAAGAGGGGGGAGGGGGUGGGGGAGAGGCGGAGUGGACGAUAGGGCCGGUGGAUCGGCGGUCGGUGUUCACUGUAGCCACUGCCAUGCUUGCAGGUCUGGCUGGCAGCCUGGGCAUGGAGGAGGUGGCGGCGUUUGUCCUCGCACCUGCUCUAGCAUGUGUGUGUGCGUGCCUGCUUGGCAUCUCAUCGACUGUUCUGCCUGCUGCCAUGCAUAACCCCAUACCCUCGCUCAUAUGCUCUCCCUCCCUUUCCGUCUCCCAAUACCCCCACUCCCCCCCCUUCUUUCCCCUCUGCCACCACUUUCCCCCCACUUCCCUCUCCGCCACCUCUCCCCCUCCCUCCCUCUGCCCCCCACGCCAGGCCAACCCCUUCCACGUCAUCAAUCCCGACGGCACGCUCUCAGAGCGCCGCCCGCCCACCUCUCAGAGUGCGUUCGGCUCGCCUGCUGACUCAGAGCGGGCGGCGGCUGAGCUGGCAGGGGCGAGCAGCAAAGAGGAGGAGGUGCAGGUGCAGCUGGGGGAGAAGAUAGCUGCUGCAGUUGUAGCUGCGUUCCCGGGUCACUCGGUGGAGCCAGCAUUACUCCUGGCGCCGUUCCACCCAUCAGACUCUCUCGCCCUCACACCUGCAGCCGACAUGCUCGCUGCUGUCGCUGCCGACUCCGCUGCUCCCAUCCUCCCCUCCUUUGAGGACUUGCCGGCUGCCAUUCCUGAUGAGGAACUCUUCCGAGCCUCCUCCGUCCCGGACCUGGCCAGGCCCGGCCAAGGCAGCAACGAUGGGAGCAACCGAGGCUCGGACAAUGCCGGUGCUGCUUUGGCGGAUGAUAAAGCAGGUGCAAGUGUACCAAGUGUGGAGCAGAUAUUGGAGUCAUUACAAGAAGAUCAAGAGAUUAGUGCCUCCAAUAUGACGGUGGACGGUGAUAAGGACGGGAAGAAGACGAGCGGCAAGAAACGUAGAGCGGAUCCAGCCAAUGAAGGCGAUCCACGUGUCGGCGCGGACAUAGGCACCGUUGCGACAGCGGUAAGCACGGCGGGAGGCGCGGCGUCGGCCGGGGAAGGGAAGAAGAAGAGAGCGCGGAAGGCCAGGGGUGAGGGGAGUGAGGCGGGCGCGCAUAAGGAAGAGGGGGGGGAGAAGGGUAAGCUUACGGAUGAGCGGGAUGAGGCGGAGGAGGACGGGGGAGAACAGGGGGAAGCGGAGCAACAGGGGGAAAUGUCAAGCGCAGCAGCUGAGGACAAAUUGGUAGCAGGGGCGGAAGAUGCGGAAUUGGGGGAAGAUGCGGAAGAGGAGGAAGCGGAAGAGGGGGAAGUUCCGCAAGACGACAAUGAUGCCCACGGGUUCGCGGAAGCGGACGCGGAGCUUUCCCCGCGCGAGCUGCUUCCGCAACUAGACGCGGAGGCCGCCAGCCAGAGGCGCAUCAAGGCGCACAAGCUGGUCGCGGAAGCGGCGGCGGCCGCUGCGCGGAGUGCCACCCAGGGGAAAGAACGCGGAAGCGGUAGUGGAGGGGGAACGGCGGCAGCAGCGGCGGCGGCGGAGUGGUUUCAGGCGCAGGUGGUGGCGAACUGCGGCAGAAGCAUGUCGUCCGUUGAGCGCGAACGAGUGAUCCCAGCCUCGUCCAUUGCGAUCUACAACAUCCACUCACCCUCCUCGCCGCAGCAGCCCGCCCCCAGCACCACCACCCAGGCGCCAGGUGCGCAACCGGGCGGCAGGGGACCGGGCGGCGGGCAAGCGGGCGGCAGAGGGGCGGGCGGCAGGGGAGCAGGGAGGGGAGGUAAGGCCGGCAGCGAGUCUGCCGCCGCCCACGUGGGGCCGAGUCUUGCCGACCACCUGAAGCGCAGUCUCGGCGCCACGUGGCGGUCGCUGCUGCUGCCACCUGGCGACAAGCAAGAAACAGACAAGGAUCAAAAGAAGGGGCAAGGGCGGAAGCCAAAGGGGCAGAAUCAGCAGCAGGGGCAGCAGGGGCAGCAGGGGCAGCAGGGGGGGAAAGAAGAGGAGGGAGACGCAGAGUGGGAGGCGGGGAGUCCGGUGGUGCUGAUAGUGUCAGCUUCGGCAGUGCGGUGUGUGGACCUGCUGAGGGCGUGCAAGGGCGUGGGGCGUGGGUGCCGCGUGGCGAAGCUGUUCGCUAAACACCUGAAAGUGGAGGAGCAAGUUGAGAUGCUGAAAGGGCCCGUGCACAUCGCUGCUGGCACCCCCAACAGGCUGCUGAAGCUCCUCUCAUGCGGUGCCCUACGUCUUGCCUGUGUCCGUGUGGUGGUGCUGGACAUGCUACCAUCGCCCAAGGCCUUCACCCUCCUCUCCAUGCCUGACGUGCGGGUCGAGUUCUGGGAGCUGUAUCUAAAGCAUCUGCACGAAUCGGUUCUCUCGGAAUCUGCUGUACUGGCGCUCCAUGAUUGGACCGGUGACACUUCGCCGCCCAAAGCGGGCGGCGGGAAGAAGCUUCCUGGAGAGCAGAUGAAGGGAAAGAAGCGGGCGGCAGCCGGUGCAAGGCGGGAAGAAGGAGAGGAAGAAGGAGAAGGAGGAGGAGGAGGAGGAACAGAGGAUGCAGGAGACACAGCAGGAGGGGAAGAGGGGUUGCAGAAGAAGCAGAAGAAGCGCAAAGCUUCAAAGGCAACUGCUGGAGCUGAGAUGAGUGCAGCUGUGGAGGAAGGGGCAGGUGGUGCGGCAAGGGGACCGGCAGGAGAUGAGCGCAAGGGGAAAGGGAGGCGUGAAGGGGGGAGAGGCAGAAGGGGUGGUGGUGGGGGGAGGGGUGGCGGAAGAAGGGGUGGUGUGGGGGGAGGUGGUUUGGUGAGAGGUUUUGGGGGAAGAGGUAGUGGUGCAAGGGGUGGCGGGGGAAGGGGUGGAAGGGGAAGAGGCGGCGGGGGAAGGGGGGGGAGGGGGCGGGGCGGUGGUGGAAAGCGCAGUGGUGAUUGA
Molecule: messenger RNA, 6239 nt
Organism: Closterium sp. NIES-65
Lineage: Eukaryota; Viridiplantae; Streptophyta; Zygnematophyceae; Desmidiales; Closteriaceae
Source: the annotation of a GenBank genome assembly